Messenger RNA from Chiloscyllium plagiosum (whitespotted bambooshark), 1897 nucleotides. RefSeq names its product ATP synthase F1 subunit alpha (gene atp5f1a). The record is from RefSeq and is a predicted model, not a curated record. Gene Ontology annotation, biological process: proton transmembrane transport; proton motive force-driven ATP synthesis. NCBI's taxonomy places the organism in Eukaryota, Metazoa, Chordata, Chondrichthyes, Orectolobiformes, Hemiscylliidae. Gene Ontology annotation, molecular function: ADP binding; proton-transporting ATP synthase activity, rotational mechanism; ATP binding.
CCGCCGCCGCCAUUUGCAACAGGAGCCGCUUGCAGGAGGCAGCAGGAGUAGCAGCUCCACAUCAGUACUCACCCUCUAAGCCAGUAUGCUGUCUGCUCGUCUGGUAACCGUCUCAGUCCGGUCUCUGCUGAGGCAACGAGCUCACGUGGCAAAACAUGCCCUUCCUGCAGCUUUUGUAGGCACCAAGAAUCUUCAUACUUCAAGAACAUGGCUACAAAAGACAGGUACUGCAGAGGUUUCCUCCAUUCUGGAAGAACGUAUCUUGGGAGCUGACACUUCUGCUGACCUGGAAGAGACAGGUCGUGUGCUGUCAAUCGGUGAUGGUAUUGCUCGUGUGUAUGGUCUCAGAAAUGUGCAGGCUGAAGAAAUGGUUGAAUUCUCCUCUGGUCUGAAGGGAAUGUCUCUGAACUUGGAACCUGACAAUGUUGGUGUUGUCGUAUUUGGUAAUGACAAGCUAAUCAAGGAAGGUGACAUUGUGAAGAGAACUGGUGCCAUUGUGGAUGUUCCUGUCGGAGAAGAGCUGCUUGGACGUGUUGUAGAUGCUCUGGGUAAUGCCAUUGAUGGAAAGGGUCCACUUGGCGCGAAGAACCGUAGACGUGUGGGACUGAAAGCCCCUGGUAUUAUUCCUAGGAUCUCUGUGCGGGAACCCAUGCAGACUGGCAUUAAAGCAGUCGACAGUCUAGUGCCCAUUGGCCGUGGGCAACGAGAGCUGAUCAUUGGUGACAGACAGACUGGAAAAACUGGUAUUGCUAUUGACACCAUCAUUAAUCAGAAGAGAUUCAAUGACGGCACUGAUGAAAAGAAAAAGCUAUACUGCAUCUAUGUUGCCAUUGGUCAGAAAAGAUCCACUGUGGCUCAGCUGGUGAAGAGAUUGACAGAUGCAGAUGCUAUGAAAUACACCAUUGUGGUCUCUGCCACAGCCUCUGAUGCUGCUCCACUGCAGUACCUGGCCCCAUAUUCUGGCUGCUCCAUGGGAGAAUAUUUCAGAGACAAUGGCAAACAUGCACUGAUUAUCUAUGAUGAUUUGUCCAAACAGGCUGUCGCCUACCGCCAGAUGUCCCUGCUACUGCGUCGUCCCCCAGGUCGUGAAGCCUACCCUGGUGAUGUGUUUUACCUGCAUUCACGUCUGUUGGAGAGAGCAGCCAAAAUGAAUGAUAACUUCGGUGGUGGCUCCCUUACUGCUCUUCCUGUCAUUGAGACCCAGGCUGGUGAUGUGUCUGCUUACAUUCCCACAAACGUCAUCUCCAUCACUGAUGGUCAAAUCUUUUUGGAAACGGAACUGUUCUAUAAAGGUAUUCGCCCAGCUAUCAAUGUGGGUCUGUCUGUGUCACGUGUUGGAUCUGCUGCCCAAACCAAAGCCAUGAAACAGGUGGCUGGUACCAUGAAACUGGAAUUGGCUCAGUUCCGUGAAGUUGCAGCUUUUGCCCAGUUUGGCUCUGACUUAGAUGCAGCCACGCAACAACUUUUGAAUCGUGGUGUUCGUUUAACAGAGUUGCUGAAACAAGGACAAUAUGUUCCCAUGGCUAUUGAAGAACAGGUUGCAGUAAUUUAUGCUGGUGUCAGAGGCCACUUGGAUAAAAUGGAACCUAGCAAGAUCACAAAGUUUGAACCUGCUUUCUUGGCCCACGUGAAGAGUCAACACCAGGAUGUCCUGGAAACAAUUAGGGCUGAAGGACAAAUAAGUAAUGAGAUGGAAGCCAAGCUGAAGAAGAUUGUAGUGGACUUCUUGUCAACCUUUGAGGCAUAAGCUCAUUCCCAUGUCCACCAACCUAUCUUGUUGAUGUUUCGCUGAAUGCUCUGGUUCCUCAUCACGUGAACUGUUGGAAAUCAGUUUAUGCUUUUGUUUAAAAUGUACAGAAGGUUUUCGCUUCAGAAUAAAAUAUUCCAGUCUAUUCAA